ACCGGCACACUUUCAGAAGAAGCGCCGCGUUCUCUCAUGUGUGCAUAAGUAUGGCGGCUACAAAGGUUCCAGAGGUUCGUGACAUCACACGGAUCGAGAGAAUUGGUGCCCAUUCUCACAUUCGUGGCCUUGGUUUGGAUGAUGCAUUGGAGCCAAGACAGGUGUCACAGGGGAUGGUUGGUCAGCUGGCCUCCCGUCGAGCAGCUGGGGUCAUCUUGGAGAUGAUCAAAGAUGGCCACAUCGCUGGCAGGGCGGUGCUGAUCGCCGGCCAGCCUGGCACAGGAAAGACUGCCAUUGCUAUGGGCAUCGCACAGUCUCUUGGCCCAGAUACACCUUUUACAGCCCUGGCUGGUAGUGAGAUCUUCUCCCUGGAAAUGAGCAAGACUGAGGCACUGAGCCAAGCUUUUAGAAAAGCCAUUGGAGUGAGGAUCAAAGAAGAGACGGAGAUUAUUGAAGGAGAAGUGGUGGAAAUUCAAAUCGAUAGACCUGCUACUGGAACAGGUGCAAAAGUGGGCAAGCUGACCCUGAAGACGACUGAGAUGGAGACCGUAUACGACUUGGGGAACAAGAUGAUUGACAGCCUCAGUAAAGAGAAAGUUCAAGCUGGUGAUGUUAUUACCAUUGACAAAGCCACAGGGAAAAUCAGCAAGUUGGGACGCUCGUUCACCAGAGCGAGAGACUACGAUGCCAUGGGAGCUCAGACACAGUUUGUACAGUGUCCUGAGGGAGAGCUGCAGAAGAGGAAGGAGGUUGUGCACACAGUGUCCCUGCACGAGAUUGACGUCAUCAACAGCCGCACACAAGGCUUCCUGGCUCUCUUCUCCGGAGACACCGGAGAGAUCAAGUCUGAAGUCCGCGAGCAAAUUAAUGCCAAAGUGUGUGAGUGGAGGGAAGAAGGCAAGGCAGAGAUUAUUCCCGGGGUGUUGUUCAUUGACGAGGUCCAUAUGCUGGACAUGGAGUGCUUUUCCUUCCUGAACCGCGCCUUGGAGAGUGACCUGUCCCCGGUUCUCAUCAUGGCGACCAACAGGGGCAUUACUCGAAUCCGUGGCACGAACUACCAGAGCCCUCACGGUAUCCCCAUCGACCUGCUGGAUCGCCUGCUCAUCAUCGCCACCUCCCCGUACACUGAAAAAGAGACGAGGCAGAUCCUCAAGAUCCGGUGUGAAGAGGAGGACGUGGAGCUGAGUGAGGAGGCUCACACAGUCCUCACCAGAAUUGGCAUGGAGACGUCGCUGCGCUACGCUAUCCAGCUGAUCAGCACGGCAGGACUGGUGUGUCGUAAGCGCAAGGGGACAGAAGUUCAGGUGGAGGACAUUAAAAGAGUUUACUCUCUGUUCCUGGAUGAAGCCAGAUCCUCUCAGUACAUGAAGGAGUAUCAGGAUUCCUUCCUCUUUAAUGAAACACAAUCGGCUUCCAUGGACACCUCGCAAUAAGAAGACGUUUGUUGUCCCGCUCUGCUUGUUCUUGUUACCUGGAGUUGGAUUGAGUUCAGGACUGGGUUAUACAUUUGAAUUCAGACCUACAGUGAAGACAGAAUUCAGAUUUUUCCAAGUGUUUAAUCUUUCCUCGUGUAUUUUUCUCCUCGUUAGCCUUCUAAUGUGACAUAAAAGUCAAAUUCUUUUUACUGAAAUUUGACCUGGUUUAAAGUCUGUUCAGCAUCGAGGCCUUGUAACAGGAACGUCCAUUCCUUUUAGAGUUUUAUUUUUGCUUUUGUAUUGCUUAAAUCAUCUUUCAGCUUUUGUUUUGAAAAUAAACGUUUAUAAUCCUC
This is a messenger RNA of Cololabis saira (Pacific saury), 1768 nucleotides long. It is a transcript of the gene ruvbl2, whose product is annotated as RuvB-like AAA ATPase 2. Bases 51 to 1433 code for a protein of 460 amino acids. Lineage: Eukaryota; Metazoa; Chordata; Actinopteri; Beloniformes; Belonidae. Gene Ontology annotation, biological process: chromatin remodeling; box C/D snoRNP assembly; regulation of transcription by RNA polymerase II. Gene Ontology annotation, cellular component: R2TP complex; NuA4 histone acetyltransferase complex; Swr1 complex. The transcript is spliced from 14 exons. The record is from RefSeq and is a predicted model, not a curated record. Gene Ontology annotation, molecular function: ATP binding; ATP hydrolysis activity; DNA helicase activity.